Molecule: messenger RNA, 639 nt
Organism: Trametes versicolor FP-101664 SS1
Lineage: Eukaryota; Fungi; Basidiomycota; Agaricomycetes; Polyporales; Polyporaceae
Product: DnaJ-domain-containing protein
Exons: 5
Coding region: 1-639 (212 amino acids)
Cellular component (GO): chloroplast
Source: RefSeq, a predicted model, not a curated record
AUGGCCGUAGCGCAAAGUCUCUAUGAUAUCCUAGGCAUCCUCCAGACUGCCACUGCGGACGAAGUGCGGAAGGCGUACAAGGUCCGGGCGCUGGAGACACAUCCAGACAAGCUCCCUCCUGGGUCGGACGAGGAGGAAAUCGAAGCGGCCGAAACCGAGUUUAGAGAUGUCCGCACUGCCUUCGAGGUCCUCAGCGACCCCGCGAAGCGCAAGGCAUACGAUAACGGCCUGAACUACAUCCGUCGCCGCCGCUUCACCACCGAGGAGGUUCAGGCACGUCUCGCGCGAGAGCGUGCGGAAUGGCAACGAAAGGCAGAGGCCCGCCACCAGGAGCGCAUGCGCGUGCUGCGCGAGGAGAUCCUCGCCAGCAAGAACCGCUACCAGGACACGCUCGCGCAGGCGGAGCUCCGCUACCAGGAGAAGAUGAAGGCGCUCGAGGAGCAGCUGCGCCUCACGCGCGAGGCGGAGCGCGCCGCGGACGUGAAGAGCGGCGGCACGUACACGCUCGCGGACGAGCUGCUCAGCGACCUCCGCCGGCGCUGUCCCGAGUGGGAGGUCCGGAGACAGAAGGUGCUGAUGGAGUCGGACGACACACAGAGCCGGGCCCCGCGAGUGGAGAGCUCGCCAAACGCGCAGUGA